Messenger RNA from Mercurialis annua (annual mercury), 1872 nucleotides. RefSeq names its product carboxyl-terminal-processing peptidase 2, chloroplastic. The record is from RefSeq and is a predicted model, not a curated record. Lineage: Eukaryota; Viridiplantae; Streptophyta; Magnoliopsida; Malpighiales; Euphorbiaceae. The transcript has 13 exons. Gene Ontology annotation, biological process: proteolysis. Gene Ontology annotation, molecular function: serine-type peptidase activity; endopeptidase activity; protein binding. Bases 44 to 1579 code for a protein of 511 amino acids.
ACGAAAACACUAUCGAACUUGAGGGGCUGUCCUUUGCCUUGCAAUGGCGAUACUUACAAGCUCUGCAACUACACUUUUUAACAGAAACCCUAACUUUUUUCGUAACUCCACUACAUCACCCGUAAACUUCCAUUAUUCACAAUUUCACCCCUUAAAUUUGAGACCGCCGACUUUCGAAGCUCGAUUAUCACAUCAAUUCAAUCACACGCGUAGAAUUUACACUCAUUUUAAUAAAGCAACAGCAGAAUCUAAAUAUGACCUAAUUUAUCGUAAUCCGGCGCCGUUUUUGACGAAAUGCUUGAAUUCCGUGCGGAAUUUGAGGAAAAAAAUUGAACGAUUGGUUGUUACAGUGCUGGUUGUUACCUCUGUUUCUAUUGCGACGAGUACUAGCAAUGCUCCUGCUUGGGCGUUAAGUGAGGAAAAUCUGUUGUUCUUGGAGGCGUGGAGGACGAUUGAUCGGGCGUAUGUUGAUAAGAAUUUCAAUGGACAGAGUUGGUUUAAGUACAGAGAAAAUGCUCUGCGAAAUGAACCUAUGAAUAAUAGAGAAGAGACAUACAUGGCUAUAAGGAAGAUGCUUGCCACAUUGGGCGACCCUUUCACUCGUUUUCUAGAGCCGGAGAAAUUUAAGAGUUUGAGGUCUGGAACACAAGGUGCUGUAACAGGUGUAGGGCUAUCGAUAGGCUAUCCUACAGGUUCUGAUGGAUCACCAUCUGGACUUGUUGUCAUUUCUGCAUCUCCUGGGGGUCCUGCAAGUAGGGCUGGAAUCUUAUCUGGGGACAUGAUUUUGGCAAUAGAUGAUGCAAGUACGGAAAGCAUGGGAAUAUAUGAUGCAGCAGAUCGUCUGCAGGGACCCAAAGGCAGUUCAGUGGAAUUAACCAUUCGCAGUGGACCUGAAACAAAGCAUCUUGCUUUGACGAGAGAAAAGGUGUCUCUGAAUCCAGUGAAGUCAAGGUUCUGUGAAGUUUCUGGCUCAGGGAAGGAAUCUGCCAAAAUAGGCUAUAUUAAACUUACAACAUUCAACCAAAAUGCUUCAGCUGCUGUCAAGGAAGCUAUUGGCACUUUGAGGAGUAAUAACGUUGAUGCCUUUGUGUUAGACCUUCGAGACAAUAGUGGUGGCUCAUUUCCCGAAGGAAUUGAGAUUGCCAAGAUCUGGUUAGACAAAGGUGUCAUUGUGUAUAUUUGUGAUAGUCGUGGUGUUCGAGACAUAUAUGAUGCAGACGGAAAUGUUGCAAUUGCAGCUUCAGAGCCCCUAGCUGUACUGGUGAACAAGGGAACUGCAAGUGCAAGUGAAAUAUUGGCUGGUGCAUUGAAAGACAAUAAACGUGCGGUGCUCUUUGGAGAACCCACAUAUGGCAAAGGAAAGAUUCAAUCAGUUUUUCAGCUAUCUGAUGGCUCUGGCUUGGCUGUUACAGUUGCUCGUUAUGAGACGCCGGCGCAUACCGAUAUUGACAAGGUUGGUGUUAUUCCGGAUCAUCCGCUGCCAAAAUCGUUCCCAAAGGAUGAGGAGAGUUUUUGCGGCUGUCUCCAAGACACGACAUCGGCAUGUUAUGUCAACAAAGUGCAGCUAUUUGCAAGAUGACCCAUAAUUGAAGUGGUCGAUAGCCUGCCGCAAUAACAACCGAGUCUGUUGCUUGAAAUGGCUGCAGCAAGUGAAACCAGAGUAUUAUUUUGUGAAGACCAAGCUUGACGCUUUAAUCAAGGGAGUGGCCUACACUGUUCUUUAAGUUGCAUGUACAUUAGCUAAGGUCUUUAUUUGUAGAUAUAUGUUCAUUUUUUUAAAACUAAUAUGUCCAUUUUUCUUUUCUUUUUUUUAAACUUAUAUGUUCAUUUUAAUUUAUUCUUAAAUGUAAAAUAUUGCAAAUUGAAUUGGAA